This is a messenger RNA of Porites lobata, 7038 nucleotides long. NCBI's taxonomy places the organism in Eukaryota, Metazoa, Cnidaria, Anthozoa, Scleractinia, Poritidae. The record is from the annotation of a GenBank genome assembly.
AUGCUUUUUUCGAAUUCGUCCGUUUAUCUUCUCGCCCUUGUCUCCUUGGAUCGUGCUUUCGCCGUCUUGUGGCCAAUCCGUCAUCGCAUUACAAACAGUCGGGUUUACAUCUAUAGCAUCGUUAUUGCUUGGGUCGUCGGCCUUGUCUUCUUUGCUUUUAUCUUAUUAUCCUUCCAUUUGUCAGAAUUGAAGGGGGAAUAUGUUUUGGUCGCGAGUAGGAUAUCCCUUCUUAUUUCCAUGUUGAUAAUUUGGGCAAGUUACCUUAGCAUACGUACUCGAUUGCGCGCAAGAUCAUCGGCCACGGUAGACAAUCAUAAGCAGGGAUCAAGGGAGCGCAAUUUACAGCUUGCAAAAACACUUUAUAUCACAAUUGCUACAUCGCUUGUGUUUUGGAUGCCUGGUUUUGUCGUCUACUCAACGAGAGGAUUCUGUCCGACCUGCUUUUCUGCACCACAGGUUUUUUGGCUCGUGGAUGCCAUGCAUAUGGCAAAUUCUAUGGUGAACCCUCUCGCCUACAGUUUCAGAAUGCAAAUUUUCAAAGGCGCUUUAAACAAAUUCCGGAGAAAAAGACGACAGAACGUAAGAACAUUUAGGCAAAAUAGUCUGGGCUUUUGUCUGGAAGGUUCGUUCACUCAACACUUUCAACAACAAUGAUUUUACCCGCCGAAAACGGAGUUAUAACUGUCCUGUCUGUAUAUUACAAUUGAGUAAAAGCGGUGUUGACGAGGUCAUUAUUUGUAAACCUUUUGAAAGAGUUUCGCUAAAUGCGAAAAUCUCUUGGUAAAACAGAUAAUUAUACGCGAGUGAUUUUCGUGUGGUCACCUCCAACAUGGUUCAAAUAUAAUAGUUAGGUAACAUAUGAUUCGUUUAUCCCUAAUCACCUGUCGUAACCACUUGGUGGCUUAAAGGUUGCAUUUGAACAGGGGCACCCAACGAGAAUAUAGUUCAAAACCACUUAAACAUAGCAUUGUUAAACGUAUUUUAGUAUUAAAACGGUAGAUAUAGACAUAUUUUAUCCCCUAAAAAUUUUUCAUCUGUUCGGAUUUCCUAGCUGAAAGCCUAGUGAUUCGAAAAUUAUAGGGAUCAAAACUUACCUAUUUGUAAAUUUCAGCCAGAAAAAAGGCUCCCGAAAAUUGUAGGUGACCUUUUUAGGGUGAAAAUCCGUUGAAAAUGGGCAAUUAUACCAUUUUUUAGAUGUUCGAAUAUCCUAGGAGAGGCAGACAAGCAAGAAAUUUUGGAAAAAAUGUUCCGAAAAUUGUCGUUGGGUGCCCCUGUUUGAUUCACAGGCUUUCAGAUCGUGAAUCAUUUGAAGGAUUAAAGUUGAAGAAGAUACGGUUCGGACAUUCAAUUUGUUUUGUAGAAUACUCUUUUUUUGAAUAACCUCAGACGUGAUAUACCAGCUGUAUGUAGGUUUGUUUCUUUGUUUCAAGAAAAUUAAAAAAUAUUAGAUCUAAAACUUACUGGAAAGCGUAAGUAUCAACUAAACGACUUCGCAUUGAGUCUAGAACGGAAGCACAAAGCUUGAAAGCAACUUAGAGCCAGCUUCAUGACGCGAGAUAAAGAUAAUAUCCUAUGCUGUUAAAUUUUAGCGCUGUUAACUUAUUCAAGAAAUUAUUGCUAUAAGUCGGCUUGAGUCCUUAAUAAAAAGAAAUAGGUUACAUUUUUCCUAAGUUCAAAAAGUGAUCAAUUACAGAAAAAAAAAAAUUCUUCAGCACCAACAAUUUGUUGAAAGUUUAGCAGAGCUUUCAGAAAUCAUCCGGAUCCCCUUCAUCAGUGAUGACGUUUGCUGUUAUUCGCAGCCCAGUUUUGAUGAGGCUGCAAAAUUGUUCCAUUUUCUUCUACCAAACUUUCAACAAAUUGUUGGUUUUGAAGAAUAUGUUUUUCUCUAAUUCUACGUCCGAACAUCAGAAUCUUCACGCUGCCAGUAAUCAAAUUACUUCAAAAACGAUCUUUGCGAUGUUUGUGGCAUUAGAAUGAAUAUUAACGUUUUGGUUUCACUACUUACUAGUAAUAUUUCAGAUAAUAUUUAAUCCAUUUUUUCUCAGAAAAGGAUGCGAUAAAUCUUCAUUUGCAGUUAUAAACUCCCGGCCUGAUGGUACUCAUUAGCCAAACACUUCAAACAGUUAUAAACGACGGAUGAAUAAACCCAAAAUGCGUUUAUAAAAACACAGAGAUCCCCGUAAAACUUAAAAAAAAUAUUUCACAGUUUAUCAAUUUAAAAUAUACCACUUUCAAAAACGAAAUUUCUAUGAACAGGAAAAAGCUACACGGUGUUCCAUAUUUCGACAUCUUUAAUGAUGAAAAACAUAGAAAAUGACGCUAUCUUUUUCAUCAAUACAUAAAAAUAGUAAUUUCCACCUGAAAGGAAAUGAAUGGAAUAAAAUAUAAAUCAUUCCAUGGGUAGAUUUUUAAUGAGCCAAAAAAUCUUACGGCACAGAAAUCAAGUUAAUAUUUCGCGGUCGUUUUAAAGUUCUCCAGUCGUACUUUUAUUUCAUAUCUACUAUUCGUUCUUGAAUCACCCGUCUCUGUUUUAUAUACAAAUAAUAGAUAACCCUCUAUGUCCAAAGAAAGGACAGUCGAAAUAUACAGUCUUUGCUUUAGAUGCGAAUAAGACGUUGUGAAACCGGCUUAGCCCCCAGGGGCAGAUAUAAAUCGGCGUUUUAUCCUCAAUACUGCUUUUUCGUGGACAUCUCAAACGACUCAUCCAUUAGCAAUUAUUGGUGUUGCUCUCGUCUGAUAAGAAGAAUUAGGCAGAUUGAGAAGGGGGUCAUCGUAUUCGAUCUGCUGUAUUUCCGACUUCAACAAAACAUGCCUAACCCAUCUAUGUACGUAUACUAACUAUAUACAAUUUCCAUGUUUAGUUAAGGUAAAAAAAAUCACUGCAAAAACCGUUUACGAAUAAUCUUGCUCAAAGUCGGAUCCAUCUUCAUUACCUUCCUCCUCUGUAGUCUAAGAUUAUGAAGGGAUGUUCAUUCUGACAAAGAAUGAAUAACAGUACUUGAAUUGAAGCUUAUUGAGCUCUACUAAUUCGUAUGAACGGAACUUUUAUCUUAAUUAUUUUCUACAAAGAAAUUAUAUUUCCGCUUGGCAGAUCGUUUUUUCCAUUAGAAAGUGAGUUACUGGAGUGGGAGAGCUUUACAAAUCAUGCGUAUUGCAGUAAUUUGGUUUAAGUCAAAAAAGCACUAUACGCCACAAAUUAAAAGGCCAAAAUUGAUAAAUAGAAAAUAGUAAGGGAGGCAAAUCAGAAAAAAAAAUGCUGCUAAAUCUAGACUGGAAUUGAAUCCUUGUUAAACUUGAGGCAAACAAAUCAAAUGGUCAACAUGUUUUACUUUAACUAAUUUUUUGUCGUGUUAUAAAAUGAAUAUAGAACUUUUUGGAUUAGUUAUUUAAUCAACUGCUUUAGCAAAACAUAAUGCAUACUAAUAAUGCCUAAUAAGCUUUAAUAAAAAGUUGAUACCUCAGUAUUUGGCAUGGGUUUUGUAAAUAAGUAAUUUAAAAGGAGGCAGAUAAAUAGAAACAAUUUACAGGGGCACCCGAUGUCAAUUUUCGGAAAAUAUCUGUUCGGAAGUUUUAGCUCUUUAAUGCAAGGCUGGAGUAUUUUUGAAACCGGACACUGUGUCUGUCUAGAAGCCGUUUCCAUCUUUCCUCCGUUUGUCCUUGUAAAAAAACACUGCAAAAGGCAAAGAAGCUUUUCAAGGUAAGUUUGUUGUCAUUGUCGAAGGACUCGCUCGUUUAUUGUGUUUGGGAAAACCUCUCUUUCUGCCAGUUUAUUCUUGUCUUCAACUGUGAUCUGCUUUAAAAUUUUUAAACACUAUAAUAAUAAUCUGAGUAGAAUUCUCUUCCUCGGUAAGGUUACGAUUCAUUUUCUACAUCAGCUUCGUUCGCAUUAAAACAAAGCUGGGUUAAAAUUUGCAAAGGCAAAGCCAACAUCCCAGUCUUCAGGCUUUACAGACAUAUUUUAAAGAUUAUUCGGUCAAAACUAAGAGCACUGUAAGUAUUCAAUCGUUAAUGUUACGCUGGAGUCCUUUGAAAACUGGACAUUGCGUCUGGCUCGAACUCGCUUCUAUCUUUCUUUUGUUGGUCUUUGAAAAAACACUGCAAGUGGCAAAGAAGCUUGCCAAGAUGAUCGGGUGCAGGUAUGUUUGUUAUUGUAUUUGUCGAAGAAAUUACUCAUUUUCUCUUAGGCAAAACGUCUCGAAUCUCUGCCAGUCGAUUUUCGUCUUCUUAACAGUGUACUAGGAUAAAAUUUUCAAACACUGACUAGAAUCCUCUUCGAUAAGAUUAGGAGUUAGUUUCUUCAUCGCCUUCGUUCACAAAUAAACACAGUUUAAAAUGUAUAAGGCCAAAGUCAACAUCCAAGUCCUCAAGGUUGACAGGCGUCUUAUAACUUUAUUUAAACCUUUUUUUUCCCGAGGAAAAGAGAUUUAGAGCUUUGAAAUAAGCAUUUUCUUUAAAAAUUUUGGUCCGUGUAGCAAGUUAAGGACCGCAAAUUGACCAAUCGCAUAGCGAAAACAGACUCAGCCAUGUAAUAAAAUGUUUUACUGAUAACAAAUGACAAGUGCAAUAUUAGGCAGAUCACAUUUUAGUAAAAUUGAAUAGAAAGGAAUAUUUGUAUUUACCUUGACGUUUGGUCUGGAAUCGGUUACAGUUUUCGAGGGGGCUACGGGAGUGUAUGAACGAAGAUAUACUAAACAACAACAACAACAACAACGUAUUUAUUUCAAGAAAUAUAAAGUUUACAAUUUUAUGUCCUGCAAAUAGCUAUAAUGCUACUCUAGGCAGGACAAGACUUUAAAUGAAGACGUUAUUAAAUUACAUAAGAAAAAAGAACAGAAAAGAAAUACAAAAACAUACAGAUAGAAACACCUUACAUAUUAAUUAAAGUACAGGGAAUUUUGUUAUUUGAAAAGGACUAAAAUUACAAGUGGAGGUAUAUACAACAUAUCAGGUUAACUUCACAAAAUAUUCUAUUAAAUAAUUCACAUUCAAAUAAUUAUCUUUAUUACCUAAAACAUUAAGGAGUAGUGAUUUAAUUUUUUUACGAAAAUUAGAUAUGUUGAGAGUCUUAACAGAAAGUGGAAUAGAAUUCCAAAUAGACACACCAAUUCUAGUAAAAGAUUUUUUCAUUUUUUCAGUUCUAGAGAAUUUGACAGAGAACCAUUCUUUUGAACUAUACUGGCCUAAAGAAAAGGUAUUUUCGACAGAGAAAUAAUAUAACAAACCCGGAAUUCUUUACGAUAACUGCAAAAUAACUUUCAAUUGUGUGGGGGCUGUUAACAGGUCGCCCCAUUUAAGAGAAUCUGGAAUCCGGGAAACGUUUUCUUGUGAAAUGUAAAAUUCGGAAAAAUUCUGUUCAUAGGAUCCAAAAUCUUGGCUUGAAUUCGGAAUAUAGCUCAAGCAAUCUGGAAUCCCACUAACUAUUGGAAUCCAGAAUCCAAGUUGCACUGACAACAACUAGAAUCCAAUACCUUACAUCCGUAAUCCAUGGCGUGGAUUCCAGAAUCCACUGUUUUGGAUUCGCUCAAAUGAGGCAAGACAGGGCAUAUUUGGAUAGAUAAGUAGAACAUUUCGGAGUUGCCUCAAUCCUCUGUUUCAAAGCGAGGCUAGGUGCGAAGUUACUGAAAUGGAAAUGAAUUUUUUUGUUGUUGUUAUGUCCCCAACUAGUUGUGAAAACUAAAUACACUGACACAUUAAUAAAGCUGUUACUAAAAGCUGUUACUAUUCUCAUGCAAAUAAAACUCAUGGCGCUUACCAUCGUUUUGAAAGGAGAGUUUUGAACUCGGAAAUAGCCUAUUGACAUACCUACUUCAACGUGCAUAAGUGUCCUUUUGGUUAUCUACAAAUUGCAAACAAUCAUUGUCAUCUUUGGAAAGGCGUUCACUAAAAAGCUUUAGGGCAUACCGUAUAAGAGGAAACACGUCGUAUGCUCAAUAUACUGAAUAUUACCUCGACACAACACCAAUUAUUGACUGAGCUUAUCUCAGGUACACCCAACGACGAUUUCCUCCUAAAUACGUCGAAAACACUUUUUAGACUACACAGACUACUUUUAGAUUUCUAGAAAUACAUUCUAAGCUGCGCUAUAAAAUUUGUCACCUAUCUUUUCGGUCAUCCUAGGGGAACUUGUGUCUUUUCGAACUUACUAGGGCUGCAGAAUUAUUUUCCCAAAAAGUUUAGAUGCAAUUUAUCGUUUUACGAAUGUAAGAAUUUUUCUAAUUCCUAUCUCAAUCACAUUUUUGAAUCCGAAGAUUUUAGGUCUCCUUUUUUUUUUUAUGAAAAAUAGCAUUAUUUGGGGAGUGAAAUGUGGAAAACUAAGCUUCAGAAAAUCGUAGGUAAUUUACCAGAUAAGUUUCGAAAAUUUUACAUAAAUGGAACAGUUUUCUAGAAAUUCGUAGCCGUCCUGAGACGUCGUGAAGGAAUAGAAACUUCUAGCCAAUAUUUGCUUCUCCGAACAGAUAUUUUACAGAAAACAGUGGUUGGCCAUGUGGGUGCCCCCGUUAUCUGGCCUUAAUUUCUAAAGAUCAACGGGAAUUCUACUUCCAUAUCGCAAUAUCUCUGUUUGGUCUAAACAACAGGUCAAAAGGAUUUUUGAAGGAAUACAAGAAGGCCAUUUUAUGCUAAGUGCAUCAUAUCUUCUCAACUGUACGAGAGCUGAUUCCUUUUUAUUUAGGCAGGGACACAGGGGCGGAUCCAGGAUUUUUUUAGGAGGGGGUGCACUCGUCUCUUGCUCUACUUCAACACCAAUAAACCACAUGGUUUUUUUUCGCAAAAUACCAGUUAUAGUCAAAAACCGCAGGUCAUCUCAGGGGGGUGCGCACCCCCUGCACCCUCCCCCUAGAUCCGCCCUUGGGACAUAUUUGAAUAUAAAAAAUUGGCAACAGAAAAAGGAAACUAAGAUAUGCCUACUUCGACGUACAUUACCCUGGUAAUAAUCUACACUCUGGAAGCCGUCCUUAUCGUCUUCGGAAACGCAUUCACGAUCUUUGUUUUCUGGACCGAGAGAUCCCGCCUAAAACGAACUUAUUUUCUUUUGAUUAA